AAAGACUUUUUUUGUGAACAAUUAGCAGAACUGCAAGCAGAGCUUCUAAGUACCUUUUUGAAAGUCCUAAACUCUAUAUCCAAAAUACUAGAUAUUUAUGGACGGUCCAAAACGCAAGGGGCUAACAGAGAUUUAUAUAAACUAAAUAUUUCAGUUUCAAGAGUAUAUUAACCGCUACUGAUAGCUUUCCUGAAAGCAAAUAAACUAGGAGAGGGUGGGUUUGGCUCUGUGUACAAGGUAUGCACUCUAGAUGGAAUGAAUUGGACUCGUUUGUAUGGCAUUUCUUUUUUUCAUUUCUUGUUUGGUCUCUGCUUAGUUGAUUGAUCUGUGCGUUUGCCUCUUUUGUAGGGAAACCUGUCUGGUGAUAAAAAGAGUAGCCAUAAAAAGACUAUAAGAAUAUGUGGGCAAGGACUUGAGGAAUUCAUGGACGAGCUGAAACUCAUUUUCAGCCUCCAACAUAGAUAUCCUGUUAGACUCUCAGGAAUUCAUAAAGUAUAUGCCACCCUUUACCUUGCACAAACAAGCAACUUCAGCUCUGAUGCUGAUGCUGCUUCGAGUUUUUUCCCCCACACUCUUCCAAAUCAUUCAGGAGUUAAAUGAAACUCCUUGCUCAACACUUUGAAGAUCAAAACAAGUAUGGACAGGCUCUUCAUUAUAAAAGAAUGCACCCAUGUCGACAUUACAAGGGGGAGAAAUCCUACUCCUGGAUAUGUAUCCGUAUCUGCUACCCGCACUUGAGUCCAAGCAAUAGGUAUGAACAGAAAAAAUAUUAACUUUGCUGCGUGCUGUAAGACCAGUCAAAUAAUGGGCUUGAAAUUCCUCGUUAAAUAGUAUUUCUUCAAUGUAUAUACAUAUGUAUGAUGAUAGCAAAGAGUGUUUUCAACUACUUGGAAAUCUUGAAAGUCCAAAUCCUUUAUGGCGAUGUCUAUUUUGCAACAGUUAGUCGACUCAGCCAUUGCUCCAUAUUAUAUGUGACUUCUUUCUUGUUUGAUAUUAAAUACAUCUUGCCUGAAAAUCUUAAUUUGCAACCAUGAUUGCUAACUGCAAUAAGUGGUUCCUAUUUAAUCUUAUUCUCGUGGCAUGUUUUUCUUUCAACUCUCAUUUCUCUCUUGGUGCUGAUAAAAUUUCUGCAAAUCAGACUCUGUCGGGUGACCAAAUUGUUUCCUCAGAAGGAGGAAAAUUUGUACUGGGUUUCUUCAAGCCAGGUAACUCCUCAAACUACUACAUAGGCAUUUGGUACAAUAAACUGUCUCCACAGACCAUAGUUUGGGUAGCAAACAGAGAGAAACCAGUUCUUGAUAAAUACUCUUCGGAACUAAGAAUAUCUAAUGGUAAUUUAGUUCUCGUCAACGAGUCUGGUAUUGUAAUUUGGUCCACAAAUUUAAGCCCUGUGACUUCAAGUUCUGCAGAAGCAGUACUUCUCCAGAAAGGAAAUCUUGUCUUAAGAGAUGGGAAUAAUUCAUCAGAGCCACUAUGGCAGAGUUUUGAUCAUCCAACUGAUACGAUCCUCCCUGAUGGUAGGCUUGCAUUCAAUAAACUCAAUGGAGAAAGCACACGUCUUAUUUCAUGGAGAAGCAACGAAGAUCCUGCACCAGGCCUCUUCACUGUAGAGAUGGACCCAGAUGGCAACCAAUACUAUAUCCUUUGGAAUAAGUCUAAAAUUAUGUGGACUAGUGGUGCUUGGGACGGACAGAUCUUUAGCUCAGUUCCUGAAAUGAGACUGAGUUACAUAUUUAAUUUUACUUAUGUUAGCAAUGACUAUGAGAACUAUUUCACCUAUUCUCUGUACAAUAAUUCUAUCUUAUCUCGGAUACUGAUAAGUGUUGGAGGGCAGAUUCAGCAACAAUCAUGGUUAGAGCCCUCAAAUGAAUGGUCUGUGUUUUGGUCUCAACCAAGGCUACAAUGCGAAGUAUAUGCCUUCUGUGGGGCAUUUGCGAGCUGUGGUGAGACAGACCAGCCCUUGUGCUAUUGUUUGGAAGGUUUUCGUCCAAAGUCAGUAGACGCGUGGAAUUCAGGGGAUUACUCAGCUGGAUGUGUGAGGAAAACCAGUUUGCAGUGCGGGAACUCUAGUCGUGCUGAUGGGAAAAGUGACAGAUUUUUGGCAAGUCGUGGCAUAGAAUUACCUGUAAAUUCACGGACACUACCAGCUCGAGAUGCACAGGUAUGUGAAACAACUUGCUUGAAUAACUGUCUUUGCACUGCUUAUGCUUAUUCUGGCAGUGGCAACAAUGGUAUCAAUUGCUCAAUUUGGUAUGGAGAUCUCUUGAACAUACGGCAGCUUGCGGAUGAGGACAGCAAUGGAAAAACUCUCUAUGUCAGGAUUGCGGAUUCUGAAUUUUCAAGUUCUAAUAAUAAAAGCAGAAAAGUUAUCGGGGUGGUAGUAGGAUUGGGCUCGGUGGUGAUACUAGUUUUCCUCUGUAUGGCUCUGUUUCUGAUCCAAAGAAGGAUGAGGAUCGAAAAACAAGAUGGAGGAGGACAAAACAAUGUCCAGCUGGUUAUAUUCAGCUUUAAGAGUAUAUUGGUUGCUACAGAGAACUUCUCUCAAGAAAAUAAGCUAGGAGCGGGUGGAUUUGGCCCUGUCUACAAGGGAAAUUUUCCUGGUGACCAAGAAGCGGCCAUUAAAAGGCUUUCAAGACAAUCUGGGCAAGGAUCAGAGGAAUUCAUGAAUGAGUUGAAACUUAUAGCCAAUCUCCAACACAAGUAUCUGGUUAGGCUCUUAGGUUGCUGUGUUGAACGAGAGGAAAAGAUACUAGUAUAUGAGUACAUGGCCAACAGAAGUUUGGACAAAUUUCUUUAUGAUCCAUCUGAAAGAGUAAAACUAGUUUGGAAUAAACGCCUCAACAUUGCUGAAGGUGUAGCUCAAGGACUCCUAUACAUCCACAAGUUCUCUCGACUGAAAGUAAUCCACAGGGACCUAAAAGCAAGCAAUAUUUUGUUGGAUGAAGCAAUGAAUCCCAAGAUUUCAGACUUUGGAAUGGCUAGGAUUUUUGGCAUCAAUCAAACAGAAGCAAACACCAACCGCGUGAUGGGGACUUAUGGUUACAUGUCUCCUGAAUAUGCAUUUUCUGGACAGUUUUCAGAGAAAUCAGAUGUGUUUAGCUUUGGUGUGAUCCUGUUAGAGAUAGUGAGUGGAAGGAGGAACACAAGCUUUCAUCGCAGUGGACUUUCUUUCACCCUGCUUAGUUGGGCAUGGGAACUACGGAAAGAAGGCAAAGAGGCAGAGUUGAUCGAUGCAUCAAUUAGACAUACCUGUAACCCUAAAGAAGCUGUAAAGUGCAUCCAUGUGGGGCUGUUGUGUGUUCAGGAGGACCCGAUUGACCGGCCCACAAUGUCUUUGGUGGUUCUCAUGUUGAGCAGUGAUACUCAAACGCUCCCGACACCAAAGGAACCUGCUUUUCUCAGGCGUAGAGCUGUUGAAUUUUCUACUCAAGGACCUGAUGAAUAUUCCAACAAUGAGUUGACGAUCAGCUUGCCUGAGGGUCGAUAGAGGCUGAAUUCCCGUUGGCUUCCAUCGAGUGUCCAAAAUUAUCAACACUGUUGAAUUUACAGAGGAGGAAAAAUAGCGAAGGCAAGAGCAAAAUGUUGGAAACUCUAGCUUCUUCUUAUUGCAACUUGUUCUCAUUAACAACAUAAGUACAUUGUGCUUUUCUUACAGUGAUUAAAGUAAAACAACUAACACAAGUUAGCCAGCUAAGCAAAAGUAAUCUAGCACACUCUGGUGCAUGAUGUGCUUUUAA
Molecule: messenger RNA, 3737 nt
Organism: Ricinus communis (castor bean)
Lineage: Eukaryota; Viridiplantae; Streptophyta; Magnoliopsida; Malpighiales; Euphorbiaceae
Product: cysteine-rich receptor-like protein kinase 44
Exons: 7
Coding region: 1031-3487 (818 amino acids)
Biological process (GO): recognition of pollen; protein phosphorylation
Molecular function (GO): ATP binding; protein serine/threonine kinase activity
Source: RefSeq, a predicted model, not a curated record